AGAGGAUUCACGCCCCCUUAUCGAAGCGAAGUGUCAAUGAACGCUUCAAUUGGCUCAAUGAAAAACCAGAAAUGCCGAUGAGAGCUGUUCCAAGCUCUGCCCGUGACGCAGACGCAAUACCGACUGCACGCCGUCGGCCAGAUUCCCCCAAAGCCCCAAAUAAACACAAAACAACAAAACAACAGCCGAACGACAAUUUCGCUUUCAUCGAUGGACUGGACUUGUUGCUGUUGUUGUUUCAGGUUGUCAAUCUGCUGCCCCUGGCGCUGGCACUGCCGCUGAUGCUGCUGCUGCCGAUGCCGAUGCCGAGCUUGCUACCUGUUCACGUGUUUCCAGCGCUCACGGAGUUUAUAAAGGUUGGAGCCGCAGCGAAGGGCGCCACAGUUUCGCGGACAGACGCGAACCGGCGCGAGCCAACUUAAAAAAAAAUAAACGGAAAUUUGAAAUACUCGCAGGAGUUUUUUUUUUGGUUUCUAUUCCGACAAGUGGAGAUCUGCAGAUAAAACCGAACAAAACAAGUCGAAUAAUAGCAAUAAUUCAAGGAUAAUUCUGUAUUGAUUGGAUAUUUGUUUUCUUCGACUCGGAAACUCCCGCUCGUUAGCGGACGAUCGGCAUGGGGAGAGAUUGGAAAGCGGCCGUCAUCAUAGUUUGGAUCUUUGGAGCACUCGCGGCUGAUGCUGCCGUAAACGAGUCCACACCAAGUCAUUACCGCUAUAGUUAUGGAAAACUCAAUGCCACCCAAGCCCCUUCCCCUCAUUCGACUCUGCCUCCGCCCCGAAGAAGCUCCCAGUUAGAUAGAGAUCACGAGACGCAUCUGAUUCGCAGCUCUAUCAUCUUUGGCCUGGCCAAAGCCGCCAACGAGAGCAAUGUGAAUGGAGUGUGCCACACCCAGCUGCAGCAAGUACAGCGGGGCAUCCUCAGCCAACAGCCGUGGGCCAUGAAAGUGCUCGACGCCUCUGGGACCAAGCCGUCGGGCUUCGUGUUUGGCCAGAAUUACUGGCUAGGAAGCCGGGCAGUCUGCGAAGGGGUUCAGCGUCCGGUGGGUAUCACGCUGUCGAGAAACUACGAGCGGGUGAUGCACUACAGCAUUCUGACCCAGAGCGCCCCCUUCGAAAUGGACUAUCGGAUGAUCUACCUCCGGCACAGCUCGCCGUGGCAGGUGGAGAUCAAGCUGAUGUCGGAACAGAUCCUUCACAUCGGCCUCUGCCUGCCAAAGGCGUGCGAUUCGGAGGAGGUGAAGCAGCUGGCCAGGGAAUACGUGACGGAUGGUAGCUUCAACAAGAACGACAUCUUCGACAUGCGACCAGAAGUACUCUAUAUGAAGGAUCUGAGGCUGAGCAAACGGUUCUUCCAGCGAACGUCCUUCAAGCUGAUGGUGGCCUCGCUUCUGGUCACUGGAGCUCUGACGCUUUGUGCCCAGCAGCUGCGCGUAGCCAAGCGUGGGGAUGAGCCCAGUCCCGGACUGGCGCCAGUAGAGUCAGAGCUGUGGCAGACUCUGGACACAAUGUUGAAGUGGCAGCCCCUGCAGAGUUUCGUAUCGUGCUACGAUGUGCCCACUAACUGGAGGAAGAUCUUUGCCACCAGGGAGAACAGCUCCGGAGAGAUUCCCAUCAUGAAUGGACUGCGUUCGGUGUGCGCCAUCGGAAUACUGAUCUUUCACGUGGUUUGGUACAUGUACUUCACCGUCCACAACAAGGUGGUGCUCCUCUCGUACGCUGAGAAGGCCUUCUUCCAGUACGUCUCCUCGGCCCCCCUCCUGGUGGAUGUUUUUUUCACCAUCAGCGGCUUCCUGCAGACCUACAACUUCAUGCGGAACGCCAAGCAAAUGGAGUCAGUGCGUCGCAAUGGCCUAUGGGGCAAUGCCAAGCUCUUUGGCAAGCUGCUGUUCCACCGAUACCUGAGGCUGGGCCCCCUCUACCUCAUUCUCAUGGGCAGCGUUGACCUGGCCUUUGCCUACAUCGGAGAUGUCUCCCUCUACCACAUCAACGAGCGGUACGAUGAGCUCUGCACGCAGCACUGGUGGAGGAACCUGCUCUUCAUUCAGAACCUCUUCGAUCACCGCGAUCUCUGCGUCAACUGGAGCUGGAGCUUGGCCUGCGACAUGCAGUUUUUCCUAGUGGCGAAUGUCAUUCUCUUUGUCUAUGCCAGACAUCCGAAAGUUGCCAAGCUGUUGACGAUCACUGGACUCCUGGCCACCAUCACCUGGUCCUAUGGAAUUUGCAUCAACUACAAGUUAGAGUUCUCGUUCGACGCCACCUACGCCACCGGUACCCAGAUCUAUACGAGUCCCUUUGUGCGCGUCCUGCCGUACAUUAUUGGGGCCAUCGCAGCCUGGUGUCUGCUGGAGCGGCGCCUGCAGGUGGAGCUGAGUGAGCAGCAGACGCGCUGGCUCUGGCACUUCGCCUUAAGUGUAUUCAUAUCUAGCAUUUACGCGACUGUCCGGCGGGAUGUGGGACGUCUGCUGACCACCACGCUGUUCGUGCUGGGACGAGGGAUCUUCUCCCUGUCGGUGUGCUGGAUGAUUCUGGGCAGUGCGACGGCCACUGGGGUGUGGUGGUCGCGCAUGCUUGAGGCCAAGUGCUUCCAGCACCUGAAUCGACUCUCGUAUGCCAUUUACCUGAUGAAUCCACUAGUGAUAAGCCUCUUCUAUAGUUUGACCAGUUCCAGCACAGACGCGGACCCCUUCAUGCUGUCCGUGGUCUCCUGCGGCUUCACUCUGAUUGUGUACCUGGUUUCCAUCGUUUUCUCCCUGGCGUUUGAGGUGCCCUACAGCAAUCUGUCGAGCUUGUUGCUGAGGUCCAGCAGCAAACCAAAAAGCGCAUAAACUGUGAUUAUCUGUUAUUCUUCUAAGUCAUUAAUUAAUAAGAAAACCUAGUUCAUACGCAAACUGCUUUAUACAAUGUUUUACUGUGGCGGAAGGUCCAAGGGAUGUGCGUUGCAGCCACUGGUUGUCCUGCUGCUGUGUCGCUGAGUCGACAAUUUGGCGACCCGUCCGCUGCAGCAAGGACCAGAGAUCGUUGGCGGAAUUGUUGGUUCACGACUAGUCCCGAAUCAAACGCUGAGCUUCAGCUUCGAGACGCGUAAGUAAAUCAGUAUAUAAUUGUGCCAGACGGAGUCCUAUCCAAUCAUUGCCGAGGCCUAUUCGAAACAGACCGAGUCCUAUCCCAGCUAGACAGAAUCGUAUCACAGCAGGACAGAGGCGCACGGCUCAUCCCUUCCAAGAUCGGAACCUAACGAGCCAUCGUCAUCCUUCGGACUUUGACUAUGGCUACUAGAUUCUAGAUAGAUAUUGUUGCUGUUAGGUUUAAGGAAAUACGCGUCCAUAUACUUAGAUAGUAGAUACAAUUGUUUUCCACUUGUUUAUUUAUUUAUA
Drosophila miranda is the source of this 3373-nucleotide messenger RNA. Its product is annotated as nose resistant to fluoxetine protein 6. Bases 614 to 2824 code for a protein of 736 amino acids. Gene Ontology annotation, molecular function: acyltransferase activity, transferring groups other than amino-acyl groups. The record is from RefSeq and is a predicted model, not a curated record. Lineage: Eukaryota; Metazoa; Arthropoda; Insecta; Diptera; Drosophilidae. The transcript is spliced from 6 exons.